CUUCGAGUUGAAUUUCCCAUCCCAGGGAACACAGCUCCAAGAGGGACAUUCAUAAUCCGCAUGCCCUCUGACCUCCCUCAGUUAAUCUGCAUACAGGAAUGACAAGCAUUUUAGCUGAGCAGAAACAGACGGGGUGUAGAGGCUGAAGCAGUGAAAGGUUGGGUCUGUACUAGAGAGAGAGAGAGACUGGAGCUGUGAAAGUUUUCAAUAAUCUCUGUGUGAGAGAGAGAGUUCCAAACCCUUUCUGUAGAAAGAAAGUGAAAAUGAAGCCGGGCAGUCUUGCUUGUUGGAGGAGUUGCGGUUCCCUGAUGUCUCUGGGACAGUUCUGACGACCUACCGACUUCAUGCGAGCGGGCAGAGUAAGGAGUCCUGUUGAAGCAGGAAGAAAAUGGGCCAGACUUCAGUGUCAACCUUCCCCGAGGCUGCGAGCGCUGAUGGACUGGAGAAGUACUCGAUCACAAACUCAGAAGGACUGCCCCCUGGGUCUGGGACACCGCCACUGAAACGGAAAAGCAAAUUGGCGUCCAUCGGCAAAAUCUUCAAACCGUGGAAGUGGCGGAAAAAGAAAGCAAGUGAGAAGUUCCAAGAGACAUCUGCGUUGUUGGAGAGGAAGAUAUCAACAAGACAGAGUCGGGAAGAGCUGAUAAGGAGAGGAGUUCUCAAGGAGGUUGCUGAGCAGGAUGGAAAUACCGAGACAACGUACAGGAAUGGACAUACGGUACCCAUCACACUCGAACCAACCGCAGAAAGCACGACAGACUCUAGCCCGCCACCACAAGACCCCCCAGAAACACCAGAAGUCCAACCUUCUCAGGAAGCCCAGCCAUCACCAUUGCCUGCGCCCCAGCUCAUGGAGUCCACACUCAUCCUCGCUGCUGCUACUGCUGAAGAAGCCGAUGGUGUUAAGUCAAGCCCCCAGCCUGUGUCAAAGUACCCUCCUGUGCCCCCGAAGCCCAUCUUCUGGAGCCAGAAUGUGGAGCAGAACACUUGCAGUUUGACAGUACUCUCCAAUAUGUUGCCUUCACCUCAAUUGCCAGUACUACUUCAUCCAGAGUUGGACGCUGAUCAAGCCCAAGACCCGUCACACUUCCCAGGCACGGGGGACAUGCACAGGAAUUCUGGUAAACAUUCCGACUUUCCUACACAACCUCAGUCUCUGCAACAGAGUCAAAGCAUCUCCUUUGGGCUUCCAGCCAUGGUACACCCAGUGCUGGAGCCUGGAGACCACAACGACAAGGGAAAGGCCGGGACUGGAAAAUCCGAGGUAGCUGCUGACCAAAAGAUCGGUCAGACUGAGCCAUCCCAACAGCAGAAGGGAGCUUCCCCCACUCUGCCUGACAAGCCUGACGUUACCAGUGGAGAAAUAAAUGUGUCCAAGCAGCAGGCAGAGAAAGACCUGACAGCAUCUGAAGAAACCGAGAAAGGCAGUGGCUGUGAUGACGUUGACCGGAGUGAGACAGCUGCCAUCCCUCUCACCAAGAAGAGCCACGUCCAGCUAGACAGCUCCUCCCCGGUCAUUGUCAUUCCCAGCGUAGCCUAUCGGGAAUCUCCGGGGAGCGACUCUGAUUCCGACAACUCGCUGCAAGACAAGAACGAAUCUGAUGAGUCAGAUGAAGACGAUGAAUGUUUAAACAGUGCUCUCGCCAAUAAGAUACGACGGAGAGACACGCUCGCCAUUAAACUCCGGAACCGCCCAACUAAGCAGGAGCUGGAAGAGAAGAACAUCCUGCCCCGUAAAUCCGAUGAGGAGCGGAUGGAACUGCGACAGCAAAUUGGGACCAAACUCAUUCGGAGGCUGAGUCAAAGACCUUCACUAGAAGAACUGGAACAGAGGAACAUCUUAAGAUAUCGAAAUGAAGAGGAGGAACAUGAAGAGAGACUGGAGAUCAGGAGGAGGCUGACUCGCAAGCUUAGCCUCAGGCCAACAGUUGCAGAGCUACAAGCCCGGCGCAUUCUGCGUUUUAACGAGUAUGUGGAAGUGACAGAAGCCCAGGACUACGAUCGGCGAGCUGACAAGCCCUGGACCCGGCUGACACCUGCUGAUAAGGCUGCAAUUCGGAAAGAACUGAAUGAAUUCAAAAGCCGGGAAAUGGAAGUGCAUGAAGAAAGCCGACAUCUAACGAGGUUUCACCGGCCAUGAAAUAACAAAGGCUCAGGGAGAGAGACUGAAAUUGUCGAGGAUUAAAGACGGUGCAUGAGGCUACACCAGAUGUGUUCUGUGCACCUUCCCUGCCAAGAGGCAGAUGUUCAACAGAGAGCUGACCAUGCAACAACAACAAAACCAUCACACACAAAAAAGUUUUAAUAUCUAAGUAAUUUUUUUAAAAAGAUUCUUUCUCUGUGGAAGCAGGCUGGCUUCUUUUGUUGAGGCAGGAGGGUGUGGAGAAAUGAGGACUAUGUUGACGUAAUGGAAUUGGAGAAUGGGGGGGGGGGGUUAAGUAGAGAGGGUGGUGAUGGUGGGGGAAAUGGAUCCCAGACAAAAGGGGAACUUUUUUUUAAAAAAAGCUUUCCAGCAAAUCGAAUGUCAUUCCCUCCUUGCUGCCAAUGUGUCAGGCAGGUGACCAGUCAGUACUGUGGUGCUUUGUCGUUGUGUUCUCCCGUGUCCAGAACUAUGGUCAGGGUGUUGUCUCCCUGCCGUUAACAAGCUGUUCUCUGCUAUCCUCUUGUUCUGGAGGAGGCAAACUGAUUCUGUAAAGGGGGAACCUAUUCCUUCAUGUAACUACAGCAAAUGACUGCUAUUAGCUGUUCAAAACUACACAGAAAGCUGUCCUGAUGGUAGCUCCAAACCAUACACCGCUCAUAUUCUGCAUAAAAAAAAAUACAGAUUGAACUAAAAAGAAGCCUCUACUUGUGUCUCUGUGGUGUUACUGGUUUCUCCUCUUACAUCCCCUCUCAUCCCCGUUUUCCCCCCCCCCCCCCCCCCCCACCCAAUCACCACCAACCCAACCCUCUGCUAAUUUUCUAAGCCGGUAAUACUUAUUUAUGGGAUGUGCGGUGACUGCUUUAGUUGCCAAUGUCUGUAACAGGAGGAAAUCUCUAUUUUAUUGUGUCAAGUGGGACAUUUUAAGAUGGGCGUGAAUUGACUGCUCAAUGAGCUUAAUGAGAGCGAGACCUGAUGCAGACAAGAGUGGAGCUGUAGAGAGGCAGGUCAAUGAUGGUCAGUAACUCUUUCUCACUGGGGGAGGAAGGAGAGCUGGCACUAGGACCAUAGGAAAUGGAACCUAGAUUCUAACCACAUAUUUAAGUUGAAUGAUGGAGAUCAGACUGGGUUCAAGUGGAUUAGAGCCAUUGGCCAUAGAUUUUUUUUUCACUCAUUUUCUCCCUCAACCCAACUUUCACCACAGCUCCCUCUGCCUUCGAAAUGUACUUAUUCAAUUGGAAAGGGUUUGGGGGCUGGCUGGACAAGUUGCCCUUGCUCCUGCGGAGCAUUUGGUAGUCUUUUUUUAUUGAGACCUUAAGGGCACCUUGACAAAACGUGUAACCAUGUCUUCUCAUUGUUUUGCCAUGGCCUGACACAUUUCCCCACUCCCCUCACUUCCCCAGGGUGUCUUCACUCACUGCCCCAAAUUACAGGGUAGCAAGUGACGGUGAUCUUUGAACCAGAAAUCACCCCUAGACACUCAUGCCUGAAAAUGAAGGGUUUUGAUCUGGGGAAACAAAGUUGGAGAGCCUUCAUGUGAAAGGCUGAUCGAAAGACAGUUAAUGAGCUGCAAUCGCAACUCACCAUGUCUUACUACAGAGUGGGGAGCUGGCUAAUCUCAACCCUUGCCAUUGUACCAAAGCACCCUCCAGCCAUUGUCCAUCCAAUCGACUCACUUUCUCUUUAGUUCAACAAUUUAGUCUUUCAAGUUUUAUCAAAGUGAAGGAGAGGGGAGAGAUUUCGUAUCUGCUUGUGUACUUUCUGUCUCCGCUCUUGCGUUUGUUAUUUCUAACCCUGGACGGAGGACCUGGAAUUGAGAAGAAUCGAUUUAUUUUUUUUCUCCCAAAUGGCCUGCAAUAUUCAGCCUUUUUUUAAAAAAAAAAAUGAAGAUUCAUGUUCAGUACAGGAGUAACCAUGGUGAUUUGUGGUCAGGCAGGAGGGACAAGUGUGAAAAAGGGCAACGGCUUUGCUAACGAGGGUUGAGUGGGGACACUGCUCAGCAGAAUGUUCGUUUAUUUUAAUCAGUUGUAGUGGGAUGCCAGAGUUACAAUGGGGAUGGCAAUUAGCUAUCUGCUGUUGAAAUGUAACUUUCCUGUGAAUCCACUGAAGGAAAUUGAGAGAGUAAACGAUUCCACAUCAUUGAAAGAGUGUAAACUGAUUGUGAAUUUAAAAUACUUAUGUAAACUGUGAGCUGGAAAAGAGGAAACAUUGAUAUAUGAUGAUGUUUAUACCCAGUAUGCUGUCACAUGUUGGUGCACGAUGCUGUGGACAUCUAGUAUGCUGCCAGAUGAACUGUCCUAUGUUGUACUACAUCCAGAGCUGUUUGAUCUUGCCUCCAAUAUCUGCCGUGCGUGUCCACCCUCCAUUACAAUAUGCUGACUCUGGGAACAGUAACUCCUUUCUCCCCUGCCCUCAGCUAUCAGCUCCUCCUUAUGUUGCCAGAGGAGAUGGAGACCCAUUCUUUCAUGUUUACUAUUGCCCUCCUUCCCUGCAGGGAAGCAUGCCAGAAGAAUGGCAGCAGCCUCCUGCCAUAUCCUGAAGAGUGGGAUCUCUACCUUUUUUUUAUGAAGAGGUUUGAAAAGCGAACUAAAAUGUAAGAGAAAACAAUGCUCCAACUUAAUCCUGAAUGUUUUACUUGCAGAAGGUUGCAACCUAUUCUGCGAGGAUGAAAUCACCCAUUUUAGUUUGAAGAUUACCUGAUCAACAUUUCUCUCACUUGCAACCCCCCAACCCUAUGUUUUUAGUUCCCAGAAUACUUGGGUUGGUUAGCUCAGCUGGUUGGUUUGUGAUAGCAACAGCAUGGGUUCAGUUCCCAUCACUGCCUGAGGUUACCAUGAAGGAUCCUCCUUCACAACCUCUCCCCUUACCUGAGGCACCGUGAUCCUCCAGGUAAAACCACCACGAGCCAUCCCUCUCGGAGAGAGCAGCCCUCUGAUGACUUUACCUUACUUAACCACCCAAAUUAACCUCUCAUUUCAUUUGAGGCAGUGUUUCAGGCAAUAAGACUGUAUGGCGACGUCUAAACAGAAGUUCCAGGAAAACUAGACAGUUUUGUUUUCCCCCGGUUGUCCUGCACAACAGACAAGACUGGCAGCUGCUAAAAAAUUUUUUACUGUUCUCAAAUUUUGUUCUGUCCUUCGUCUUAUAGACAGAGGGAUCUCUACAGUUGUAUAACACCUGAAUGUAAAUUUGAUUUAUAAAUUCUAUUGGUUGUAAAUAACUGGAAAAAAAGAAUGUAUGCUGGCAAGUAAUUCUACAAACUCUGUUUUAUUUUGUAAAGUGUUGCAAUAUAUAUUCUAUAUAUUUUCAAAAAAGUAUCCCCAAAUCUCGCUUUUGUUUUAAAUGCUGUGCUUUGUUCCUGUAAUAAUUCUACAGCGAACCUAGGUUACUUGUGUGUUUCUAUGUUCUUAAAAGUUCCUACAUUAUACAAUCUCUCUUUUAGGAGUAUUUAAUGUGACAUUGUUAUUAGCUAUUGUUUUUCAUCACUGAGCACAGUUCUGAAGUGCCUUAGUUACAUGUUUUGGCUGACUCGUUCUGUAACCUGUCAAAAUUUCUUUAAUAAAAUUCCAUCAAGUGCUCAUG
Messenger RNA from Hemiscyllium ocellatum (epaulette shark), 5722 nucleotides. RefSeq names its product phosphatase and actin regulator 2 (gene phactr2). The coding region runs from base 389 to 2140 and encodes 583 amino acids. NCBI's taxonomy places the organism in Eukaryota, Metazoa, Chordata, Chondrichthyes, Orectolobiformes, Hemiscylliidae. The transcript is spliced from 13 exons. Gene Ontology annotation, molecular function: actin binding. Gene Ontology annotation, biological process: actin cytoskeleton organization. The record is from RefSeq and is a predicted model, not a curated record.